UUCGAUUUAUAAACGGAUUGAGAGCAUUUGUGAAUCUCUCAUUCGUUGGUGGCCGGAAUCCACUGAAGUUUCUAGCCGAUCGUGCGCCACCACCGGUGCUUUCCACUCACUCCCAAUUUCUGACGUCUCUCUCUCUCUCUCUCUCUCUCACUAUCAGUCGCUGCCCGUCGCCGUGGGUUGGUUCGUCGAGGUAGUGAGGAGGAGUGGAGUCGAUGGACGGCGCCAUGGGAACUGUGGACGAGAAGCUGAUUCUUGAGAAGGAGAAGAAGAACGGAGGCAUCGUGGCGGUGAACCCGAAGCCGAAGAAAGGGUUGGUGUCGAAGACGGUUGACCUAAUCGAGCGCGUGCUCGUCGCCCUGAUGUACGAUUCCAAGGCUCCCCUUCACUACCUUUCCGGCAACUUCGCUCCCGCCCGCGAUGAGACCCCGCCCGCCCGCGACCUGCCCGUCCUCGGAUCCCUGCCCGGAUGUUUGAAUGGGGAAUUUGUCAGGGUAGGACCUAAUCCCAAGUUUGCUCCUGUGGCUGGCUAUCACUGGUUUGAUGGCGAUGGAAUGAUUCAUGGUAUGCGCAUCAAAGACGGAAAAGCAACUUAUGUUUCACGUUAUGUCAAAACAUCACGUCUUAAACAAGAAGAACAUUUCGGAGGAGCAAAAUUUAUGAAGAUUGGGGAUCUCAAAGGACUGUUUGGAUUGUUCAUGGUCCAAAUGCAAGUUCUUAGAGCAAAAUUGAAAGUACUAGAUGUUUCAUAUGGCACGGGGACAGCUAAUACAGCUCUAAUAUACCAUCAUGGGAAACUUUUGGCUUUGUCAGAAGGCGAUAAGCCAUAUGUUGUUAAAGUCCUAGAAGAUGGAGAUCUUCAAACCCUCGGUUUGUUGGAUUAUGAGAAGAAGUUGAAACAUUCAUUUACUGCUCAUCCGAAGGUUGAUCCAUUCACCGGUGAAAUGUUUACCUUUGGCUACUCACAGACAGCACCCUAUGUUACUUAUCGAGUCAUUACUAAAGAUGGUGAAAUGCUUGAUCCAGUACCAAUAACAAUACCCGCUGCCAUUAUGAUGCAUGAUUUUGCUAUCACUGAAAAUUAUGCCAUCUUUAUGGAUCUGCCUUUGUACUUUACACCGAAGGACAUGGUGAAAGGAAAACUCAUAUUUAAUUUUGAUGCUACAAAGAAAGCUCGUUUUGGUAUACUUCCUAGAUAUGCAAAGGAUGACCGACUGAUUAGAUGGUUUGAGCUUCCAAAUUGCUUUAUAUUUCACAAUGCAAAUGCUUGGGAGGAAGGCGAUGAGGUUGUUUUAAUAACCUGCCGCCUUCAGAAUCCUGAUUUGGACCAGGUAAAUGGACCUGUCAAAGAUCAUCUUGAGAAUUUCACAAAUGAGCUGUAUGAGAUGAGAUUUAAUAUGAAAAAUGGUGCCGCAUCACAGAAGAGACUUUCUGUCUCUGCAGUUGAUUUUCCAAGGAUCAACGAGAACUACACUGGAAGGAAACAACGAUAUGUGUAUGGCACUAUACUAGACAGCAUCGCAAAGGUAACGGGCAUAAUUAAAUUUGAUCUGCAUCUGGAGCCAGAAACUGGUAAAAAGAAGCUUGAGAUUGGAGGAAACAUUAAAGGAAUAUUUGAUCUUGGACCGGGACGAUAUGGCUCCGAGGCAGUAUUUGUGCCACGCCAAUCAGGGAUUACAUCAGAAGAGGACGAUGGCUACUUAAUCUUCUUCGUUCAUGAUGAGAACACAGGGAAAUCAGCAGUCAAUGUAAUAGAUGCGAAGACCAUGUCCGCGGAGCCAGUGGCAAUUGUUGAACUUCCACACAGGGUGCCCUAUGGGUUUCAUGCCUUCUUUGUAACAGAGGAUCAACUUCAACGCCAAACUGAGGCAUGAAAGGUUUCAUUCCUUUCCCAAUAAGAGAGGUUUAGCAGAGGUAGAGGCUUAGAAGCUUCAGCCACUUGAUCUGAUAACUACUGAUCAUCAACCACUUGUACUACUUAAUUCGAUCAAAUUAGACAAUAUUAUCUUAUACAUAUUGUGUAUAUAUAAACUGAAGUGAGCAUGGAUUAAUAAGGGACUGAAUUAAUUCAAAAAAUGCUUGCUUCAUUAAAUUGACA
Messenger RNA from Zingiber officinale, 2095 nucleotides. Its product is annotated as carotenoid 9,10(9',10')-cleavage dioxygenase-like. Lineage: Eukaryota; Viridiplantae; Streptophyta; Magnoliopsida; Zingiberales; Zingiberaceae. The record is from RefSeq and is a predicted model, not a curated record. Gene Ontology annotation, cellular component: chloroplast stroma. The transcript is spliced from 14 exons. Bases 213 to 1871 code for a protein of 552 amino acids. Gene Ontology annotation, biological process: carotene catabolic process. Gene Ontology annotation, molecular function: carotenoid dioxygenase activity.